AUGUUCGCCGAAGUUGUUUAUGAAAGAGGGCAUGAAUACAUUCAAGAUUUCCAAGAUGUUAAAGCCGCGAUAAUCGUAUUCAUCCCAUGUUUCAUUGGAUUCAUCUUGGCGUUAGUAGCACUUAGAGGAUUCUAUGUGAUUCCAGCAAUGAAUACGUCAUUCGGAUAUUUGACUAGAGCUCAAUUAUUUCCACAAGCCAUUGCGGGUUUGACUACAGGAGGGUUCUACUUUUUCGGUGUUUUGUUGUAAGUUCUGUCUAGUUUUGCUAAUAAUUUUUGAUAACAAUUUUCAAGAGAUAUCAAAUUCAUUAUAAAUAACUCUCAUGUCUUCGGUCUAAUUUCAACAACUCUGCUUCCAUUAAUUUACUCCUUAUACUUUUUCAUUGCUCUCAACAGGCUUCUCGCUGUUACUUUCCCCACUUACUACAACAUUCUUUUCAAACCCAAAAUUUGUCGCGCUUAUGUUUUUCUAUGUUACAGUAUUGCGAUAAUUCACACACCUAUGUUCACAUGGUAUCGUGAGUUUGAAAAUGAAAAUGAUUUUUUCGGAAAAUUAAAAUUAUCAAUUUUCAGAUAACUGCGGUUAUAAGUUCUACCACUAUGGUUGGGUAUUUUCUUUCAUUAUCACUGAUACUUGCGGUACGAAAUUCGAAGUUUUAUUACGCACCGUUCAAAGUGUGUUGAGCACUUCGAUUUCAAUUUUCGAUGUUGGCACAUUGAUUUCAUUGUUGUUUUUUGCGGUGAGAGAAAACAUACAUAAAAUGGGUCCCCAGAAUCGGAGAGGGGCUUAACUUUUUUCAAAAAUCUGAAGAGAAGGGUGUCUAACUUGGCCAAUUUUCUGCUGAUAAUUUACCAAAAUUCCUAGACUUGUCCAAAAUUCGCUCAAAAAUGUGAGGGCGGUUUUUAACUUUAAAAAUUUUCAAGGAGGGACCCUAACUUUGAAAACUGACUCGGGGGACCUAUUUUAUGUAUGAGAGAAAAUUGGAUCUUCAACUUUAAUAAAACCGUGAUAUUUUCAGAAUAGAAUUCUCAAAACCAAAAGUGCCGAGAUGCGUAAACGAGAAAUAAACUUCGGUCAACAAGUAGUCCUCCAAGGCCUAGCUGCCAUCAUCUUUGCCAUUGUCUACAGUCUCGCUUAUGAAUAUAUACCGGGAACUACCCCGGAAACGUGGAAAAUCUUCUGGACAUCUACGUUUAUCGCUAGUUUAGUUCACAUCGUUAGCACGUAAGUGUUAUUUCCUAUUUCAAAAAACAAAUGGAGCACAAUUUUUUGCAGUGGGGUGAUUUUCGUGUUCAAUGCCGAGUUCUCGAAAUGGUUACGGGCUAAGAAGAAGCAACGAACUAUGCCAGCUAGCGUGCUCAAUGUUGCAUGA
Messenger RNA from Caenorhabditis angaria, 1372 nucleotides. Lineage: Eukaryota; Metazoa; Nematoda; Chromadorea; Rhabditida; Rhabditidae. The record is from the annotation of a GenBank genome assembly.